Messenger RNA from Lodderomyces pseudojiufengensis, 2049 nucleotides. RefSeq names its product homoaconitate hydratase (gene LYS4). Bases 1 to 2049 code for a protein of 682 amino acids. NCBI's taxonomy places the organism in Eukaryota, Fungi, Ascomycota, Pichiomycetes, Serinales, Debaryomycetaceae. Gene Ontology annotation, biological process: L-lysine biosynthetic process. Gene Ontology annotation, molecular function: 4 iron, 4 sulfur cluster binding; homoaconitate hydratase activity. The record is from RefSeq and is a predicted model, not a curated record. The transcript has a single exon.
AUGAGAAUAAAUAAUCAAUUCACAAGAUUAUUCUCAUCUACAUCAAUACGAAAUAGAGGUCAAAAUUUAACUGAAAAAAUUGUACAAAAAUAUGCACAAAAUUUACCAAAUGGAAAAAAAGUAUAUAGUGGAGAUUAUGUUACAAUAAAACCAGCUCAUUGUAUGAGUCAUGAUAAUUCAUGGCCAGUAGCAACAAAAUUUAUGGGAUUAGGAGCAAAAAAAGUUAAAAAUAAUAAACAAAUUGUAUGUACGUUAGAUCAUGAUGUUCAAAAUAAAAGUGAAAAAAAUUUAACCAAAUAUACAAAUAUUGAAAAUUUUGCCAGAGAACAAGGGAUAGAUUUUUAUCCUGCUGGUAGAGGAAUUGGUCAUCAAAUUAUGAUUGAAGAAGGUUAUGCUUUCCCAUUAAAUUUAACUGUUGCUUCUGAUUCUCAUUCAAAUACUUAUGGAGGUAUUGGAAGUUUAGGUACUCCAAUUGUAAGAACUGAUGCUGCUUCUAUAUGGGCAACUGGUCAAACUUGGUGGCAAAUCCCACCAGUUGCAAAAGUUGAAUUAAUUGGUAAUUUACCUGCGGGGGUCACUGGUAAAGAUAUUAUUGUAACAUUAUGUGGAAUAUUUAAUAAAGAUGAAGUAUUAAAUCAUGCAAUUGAAUUUGUUGGAGAUGGUAUUAGGAAUUUAAGUAUUGAUUAUAGAUUAACUAUUGCUAAUAUGACAACUGAAUGGGGUGCAUUAAGUGGAUUAUUUCCAAUAGAUGAUAAAUUAAUUGAAUUUUAUGAAGAAAGAUUAAAAAAAGUUGGUUCAAAUCAUCCAAGAAUUAACACAGAGACUAUUGAAUCAUUGAAAAAUAAUAAAGAACAGGGGGAUAAUGAUGCAAAAUAUGCAAAACAUUUAACUAUUGAUUUAAAUACUUUAUCACCAUAUAUAUCAGGUCCCAAUUCAGUUAAAAUUUCAACUCCAUUAUCAAAAUUAUCAAAAGAAGAAAUUAAAAUAAAUAAAGCAUAUUUAGUAAGUUGUACAAAUUCAAGAUUAUCAGAUAUUCAAUCAGCUGCAAAAAUUUUAAAAAAUCAAAAAAUUCAUCCUGAUGUUGAAUUUUAUGUUGCAGCAGCAUCAUCAUUAGUUCAAAAAGAUGCUGAAUUGGAUGGUGCAUGGCAAACCAUAUUAGAAAGUGGUGCAAAACCAUUACCUGCAGGUUGUGGACCAUGUAUUGGAUUAGGUUCAGGAUUAUUAAAAGAUGGAGAAAUUGGUAUAAGUGCAACAAAUAGAAAUUUUAAGGGAAGAAUGGGAUCAAAAGAUGCUUUAGCUUAUUUAGCUUCACCUGAAGUUGUUGCUGCUUCUGCUAUUUUAGGAAAAAUUGGAUCACCUGAAGAAAUUAAUGGUGGGAAACCUGUUGAAGCUGAAGAAAUUGUUAAAUCUAUUGAAAUUCCAAAUGACACAACAAGCUCCGUAAUUGAGGAUGAUUCAAAUGCAGCAGUUGAUAUUAUACCUGGUUUCCCAACUGAAAUAGUUGGAGAAUUAUUAUUAUGUGAUCAAGAUAAUAUAAAUACAGAUGGUAUAUAUCCAGGAAAAUAUACUUAUCAAGAUGAUAUAACUCGUGAACAAAUGGCAGAAGUAUGUAUGGAAAAUUAUGAUCCUCAAUUUAAAAAUAUUGCAAAACCAAAUGAUAUUAUAAUAAGUGGAUAUAAUUUUGGUACAGGAUCAAGUAGAGAACAAGCUGCAACUUGUAUAUUAGCUAAAAAUAUGAAAUUAAUUGUAGCUGGAUCAUUUGGUAAUAUUUUCAGUAGAAAUUCAAUUAAUAAUGCUUUGUUAACUUUAGAAAUUCCUAAUUUAAUCAAUAAAUUAAGAAAUAAAUUUAAAGAUAAUAAAGAAUUAACUAUUAGAACUGGUUGGAUUUUAAAAUGGGAUGUUACAAAGGCAUUAGUUACUGUAACGGAUGAAAAUGGUGAAAUUGUUUUAACUCAAAAAGUUGGUGAAUUAGGAACUAAUUUACAAGAUAUUAUUGUUAAAGGUGGAUUAGAAGGUUGGGUUAAAUCUGAAUUAAAAAAUUCAAAUUAG